Capsicum annuum is the source of this 1434-nucleotide messenger RNA. RefSeq names its product quinone oxidoreductase PIG3. The transcript is spliced from 6 exons. The record is from RefSeq and is a predicted model, not a curated record. Gene Ontology annotation, molecular function: oxidoreductase activity. Bases 302 to 1279 code for a protein of 325 amino acids. Lineage: Eukaryota; Viridiplantae; Streptophyta; Magnoliopsida; Solanales; Solanaceae.
GUAAAUUAAUACUCUUCUUUUGAUCUUUUCAUUUAUUCUUCUUCUUUAGUUGUUGUAAGUAAAUUUAAAGACAAUGGGAGUAGAAUUUAACAGUUCAAAACAAUAGGGGUGAUGUUGCAAGUAGACAAAACAUAGAGCUUUCAAGAACAAGAAUAGAAACAAAAAAUACGGCACGACUCCUAUAAGUAUGCAAGAAAGUCGUGUAAGCCUCUCCAACUCUACACAAACUAGUCAUCAUCGUCCCUCUCCACCAAUCCAAAAACCUUAUUAACUCAGUGAGUAAAAUUGACUGCGAUUAACGAUGAAGGCUGUUGUAAUCACAAGCCCAGGUGGUCCAGAGGUGUUGAAGCUUCAAGAAGUGGAAGACCCAGAGAUCAAAGAUGAUGAAGUGUUGAUUAAAGUUGCAGCUACUGCACUUAAUAGAGCUGAUACCCUUCAACGCCAAGGUAAAUAUCCACCCCCUAAAGGUGACAGUGAAUACCCAGGUCUUGAAUGUUCUGGAACUGUUGAAGCUGUUGGCAAGGAUGUUAUUCGAUGGAAAAUUGGUGACCAGGUAUGUGCUCUCAUUGGUGGAGGUGGUUAUGCGGAGAAAGUAGCUGUACCUACUGGACAAGUUCUUCCUAUUCCAUCAGGUGUUUCUUUACAAGAUGCAGCUAGCUUUCCUGAAGUGGCAUGCACUGUUUGGUCGACCAUUUUCAUGACGAGCGGGCUUUCCGCUGGUGAAACGCUUCUGUUACAUGGAGGUUCUAGUGGAAUUGGUACCUUUGCCAUUCAAAUGGCCAAGUGCCUUGGGAUCAAAGUUUUCAUCACAGCAGGAAGCGAGGAAAAACUUGCUGCAUGCAAAGAACUCGGGGCUGAUGUUUGCAUCAAUUACAAGACUGAAGACUUUGUUGCACGCAUCAAGGAAGAAACGGGAGGGAAAGGUGUUGAUGUCAUACUAGAUAACAUAGGAGGUUCAUACUUCCAACGGAACCUCGACAGCCUUAAUGUUGGUGGUAGGCUCUUCAUUAUUGGUUUUAUGGGAGGUACAAUGACCCAAGUAAAUCUUGGCUGUUUGUUAGCAAGACGCCUGACGGUGCAGGCUGCUGGCUUGCGUAGUAGAACCGCAAAAAACAAAGCUCAAAUUGUGAGAGAAGUGGAAAAGAAUGUUUGGCCUGCAAUUGCAGCAGGCAAGGUGAAACCGGUGGUGUACAAGUACUUCCCCUUGGCAGAAGCUGCUGAGGCUCACCAGUUAAUGGAAAGCAGCAAGCACGUUGGAAAGAUUCUGCUUACUGUUUAAAUGUUGUAAAAGAGAGAUUUAGUGUUAAAAUAGCCUGUAAGCCUGUACUUCCAGCCAGCCUCCUUAAACCCCCCCCUUCUUCCCCCUCAAAACCCCACAUCUCUGCUGCAUGUAUUAUACUUGCAAAGUUCCAAUAAAACAAAACCUUUUUAUGA